Molecule: messenger RNA, 4261 nt
Organism: Rhodamnia argentea
Lineage: Eukaryota; Viridiplantae; Streptophyta; Magnoliopsida; Myrtales; Myrtaceae
Biological process (GO): protein phosphorylation
Molecular function (GO): protein kinase activity; ATP binding
Source: RefSeq, a predicted model, not a curated record
AUCGCUCAUCGUCGGCCCUUUACUUCCUCAUUUCGCUUACUGUUCCUGAUCCGAACCUACCCAUCCCAUGCACAAAUCUGCAACGACACCAUCGGAAACUUCACGUCGAGCAGCCCUUACGCGAAGAACCGCGUCGCCGUCCUCGGCACUCUUGCCUCCAACGUGGCUGCACAUGAUGGGUUCUACGCCACGAGCACGGGCGAGAACACAGACACCAUCUACGCCAUCACUUUCUGCCGAGGGGAUUCGUCGGCAGAUACCUGCGCGAGCUGCGUGAGCUCCGCGGUCCAAGAUUUGGUAGUCAAGUGCCCUAACCAGAAGGUGGCUUUCUCCUGGGGAACGGGAGAUCCGCCAUGCUUUCUCCGAUACUCGGACACUCCGGUCUACGGGAUACUGCAGACGAGUCCUACCUAUGAGAUGGCCAACAUCGCCAAACACAUCGCCGUGGACCAAGAACAGUUCGAUGCGGUGUGGGGGAACUUGACGCAUGGACUAGUGAACAAAGCCGCGGACGGCUCUUCGAGGCUCAAGUACGUGACGGGGCAGGCAGACCUGCCGGACAACGAGACGGUCUACUCGUUGUUACAGUGUAGCCCUGACUUGUUGCCGAACGAUUGUGGGAGUUGCUUGAAUGAGGCCAUUAAUGACUAUUAUAAGUGUUGUCGCGGAUGGCAAGGUGGGUAUGUCUACAAGCCAAGCUGUAUUUUCCGAUGGGAGUUGCACAAGUUUUUCGAGUCGAGCCCCAGUCCACCGUCGUCUUCUCCGCCACAUCUAGCUGCUCCGCCGACUCCCGGUGGAAAAAUCACCAAAGGUACCUUAGCCGCAAUUACCGCUUCGGUCGCCGUUUUGGUAAUGCUUCUCUUCAUUGGUGGUUGUUACCUUCGGAGGAGGCCGGCAGAGAAGAAAUAUGAAGCGGUGCAAGAAGGAAGCGGUGUAAGCGAGAUCACAUCGUUGAAGUCCUUGCAAUUCGAUUGGGAUACUUUAGUCGCCGCCACGGACAACUUUUCUCAAGAAAACAAGCUUGGCCGAGGUGGCUUUGGGGUGGUUUACCAGGGUAGGUUUCCCAACGGGCAAGAAAUAGCUGUGAAGAGGUUAUCCCAGACCUCAGGGCAAGGCGUCCAAGAAUUUAAAAACGAGAUCGUGUUGGUGGCAAAGCUUCAACACCGGAAUCUAGUGAGAUUGCUCGGAUUUUGCUUGGAAGGAGAGGAAAAGCUACUCGUGUACGAGUAUGUGCCCAACAAAAGUCUCGACUACUUCGUCUUCGACCCUGAGAAAAGCAAGCAAUUGGACUGGCCGAGACGUUACAACAUAAUAUCAGGGAUCGCUCGAGGGAUGCUCUAUCUUCAUGAAGAUUCUCGGCUUCGAAUCAUUCACCGUGAUUUAAAAGCUAGCAACGUCUUGCUGGACAACGACAUGAACCCAAAGAUUUCGGAUUUUGGCAUGGCGAGGAUUUUCGGAGUCGAUCAAACAAACGCAAACACUAGAAGGAUCGUAGGAACCUACGGCUACAUGUCCCCGGAAUAUGCGAUGCACGGGCAAUUCUCUCAAAAGUCGGAUGUUUACAGCUUCGGCGUCCUUCUCCUCGAGAUCAUUUGUGGCAAGAGGAAUGACUACUACUACCAAUCUGAUGGAGGUGAAACUCUAGCGAGCCAUGCUUGGAAACAUUGGAGAGACGAUUCGCCUUUGGAGAUAUUGGACCCAGCAUUGGGAGAAUCUUAUUCCAGAAUCCAAGUGCUCAGAUGCAUACAUAUUGGCUUCUUAUGUGUUCAGGAAGAUCCGGCUAAUAGGCCGACCAUGGCAAACAUUGUUCUCGCGCUGAGCAGCCAAACUCUUAGUCUGCAACUGCCACGAGAACCCGCCUUUUUCCUCCAAAGCUGGAGGGAACCGCCGAAUAACAUCAUACCGAAUGACCAGAGAGAUGAUCAAAUUACCAGCGGCUCCGCGCAUUUGUCGGCCAAUGGAGGGUCGAUCACUGAAGUCACCCUCGAUGAAGCACAUGAACUCUUCAGUUUGUCGCCUGACAAUCUCCGACUCUGCGUAAAGCAAAAACCAUUCAAAUCACCAAAAUCACCAAACCCUAAUAUGACUCGCGCAUCAUCUAGUCUUUAUUUCCUCAUUUUUCCGAUUCUUCUGAUCCGAACCUCCGCACAUCAUAUGGAAAUCUGCAACAACGCCGAGGGCAACUUCGCGUUGAACAGCACUUACGCAAAGAGCCGCGACGCCAUCCUCGGCUCUCUCUCCGCCAACGUGUCUGCACAUGCUGAGUUCUGCAACACGAGCAUGGGACAGAACCCGAACACCGUCUACGCCCUUGCUUUCUGCGUAGGCAAUACGUCGGCAAGUAUCUGCGAGACGUGUGUGAGCUCUGUGGCCCAUGAUUUAGUCGAGUGGUGCCCCAUCCAGAAGGCGGCUUUCUCCUGGGGAACCGGAGAGGAGCCAUGCUUUGUCCGAUACUCGAACACUCCGUUCUACGGCGUACUGCAGACGCAGCCUACCCGUUUGCUUGAAAACACCGACAACGUCACCAUUAGCCCAAAGAUGUGGUGGAACUUGACGCAGGGAGUAGUGAACGCAACCGGCCCUUCAAAGCUCAAGUUCGCAACAGGACAGGCUGACUUGCCGGACAACCGUACAAUCUUUUCGACGUUACAGUGCAGUCCUGACUUGUCCGCAAAUGAUUGCAGGAGUUGCUUGGACGAAGCCCUUGAUUUUUACGAUCGGUUUAGCCCCGGAAGGCAAGCCAGCGGUGUUUAUACGCCAAGCUGUAUUUUCCGAUGGUAUUUGGAGUUGAACCCCAGUCCAUUGUCGUCUUCUUCGCCACCUACAGCGACUCCGCCGGCUCCUGGUGGAAAUAUCCACAAAGGCACCUUGGCUGCAACUGUCGUGUCAGUCGCCGUUUUUGUAAUGCUUCUAUUCAUCGGAUGUCGUUGCCUUUGGGGGAAGCGAGCACAGGAGAAACAUGAAGCGGUACAAGAAGAAUGUGGUGUAACCGAGAUCACAUCCUUCAAGUCCUUGCAAUUCGAUUGGGAUACUUUACUUUCGGCGACGAACAAUUUUUCUCAAGAAAACAAGCUUGGCCAAGGUGGAUUCGGGGAGGUUUACCAGGGUAAGCUUCCAAGUGGACAAGAUAUAGCUGUGAAGAGGCUAUCCAAGUGCUCAGGACAAGGCGGGGGAGAAUUUAAGAACGAGAUUGUGCUGGUGGCGAAGCUUCAACACCGGAAUUUAGUGAGAUUGCUCGGAUUUUGCUUAGAAGGAGAGGAAAAGCUGCUCGUAUACGAGUUUGUGCCUAACAAAAGUCUCGACUACUUCGUGUUCGACCCCGAGAAAGGCAAACAGUUGGACUGGCAAACACGUUACAAGAUAAUAUUGGGCAUCGCUCGAGGGAUGCUCUAUCUUCACGAAGAUUCUCGGCUUAGAGUCAUUCACAGGGAUUUAAAAGCUAGCAACAUCUUGCUGGACAACGGUAUGAGCCCAAAGAUUUCGGAUUUUGGCAUGGCGAGGAUUUUCGGUGUCGAUCAAAGUGAUGCAAGCACUGGAAGAAUCGUAGGAACCUACGGUUACAUGUCCCCAGAAUAUGCGAUGCACGGACAAUUCUCUCAAAAGUCGGAUGUAUACAGCUUCGGUGUCCUCCUCCUCGAGAUCAUUUGUGGCAAGAGGAAUAACCACUAUUUCCAUUCUGAUGGAGGCGAAGAUCUCGCGAGCUAUGCUUGGAAACAUUGGCAAUGCGAUGCACCUUUGGAAAUACUGGACCCGGCAUUGAGAGAAUCUUGUUCCAGUAGCCAAGUGCUCAGAUGCAUACAUGUAGGCUUCCUAUGCGUUCAGGAAGAUCCGGCUAAUAGACCGACGAUGUUGGACAUAGUUCUGGCACUGAGCGGCCAAACUCUUAGUCUUCCAGUGCCGCGAGAACCCGCCUUUUUCCUCCAAACGGAACUGCCAAAUUACAAAAAAGGGGAUGACCCUGGAUAUGAUCAAUUUACCAGCGGCUCAGCGCCUUUUUCAGUCAACGCAGUAUCGGUCACUGAAGUCACCCUCGUUGAAGCACAUGAACAUAUUUGUUCACGGCAUGAUUUCGUCUGCUUCUCAAGCUAAUUAUGUGGAUGUUGUGUCCAGAAGUUCUAUUUAGCUGUACAUGAACUGUUAAGAGGAGUGAGCUUGUAGUCACUAAUAAACUGGUACUACUAAUGCGGUUGUAUCUUUUUCUCUUUGUACUAAAGGAGCCAGCCAUUUCUAGUUGGAUUGGCUUGUAAAAUUUCACUGAAAA